AUGCAGGCUGGUAACGAAUUGACUUAUGCCAAAGUUAUUACUAAAAUGAUGACGUUCGAUGAACAUAUUAAUGGUACUUUAAAACACGAUUGGAUGUCACACGAAGGUUAUCCAGAUGAAUUAAUAUAUUUCCCAUCUAGUACUUAUGGAAUAGACGCCAAUCGUACUUUUGAGUAUGCUGGAUUGGUUGUUUUUAGUGAUUUUGAACUAACUAGGCGACCCAACUAUUGCAAUAUGUCUCAAGGUCUUGGUGAAUGCCUCAAUGGUAGAUGUUACAGAUUGAGUAAAAGAUGCGACUAUUAUAGAGACUGUGAAGACGGCACCGAUGAAGCAGGAUGUUAUUACGAAAACAGUACCGAGCUAGCACUAUUUAGAAAAUUCCGAUUCAACAGAGUGCAACGCCAAUACGAAAAUGUAUGGGUUUGGAAGGACGUCAAUAUUGGACCGCACGGCAGAUAUAUUUUCAAUGUAGAUGUUCCAGCAAGGCCAGCUCAUUGGAUGGUAUCUGCCUUCUCUAUGAGUCCGACACUAGGAUUUGGAAUGCUGAAUAAAGCCAUAGAUUAUGUAGGAGUUUUGCCAUUUUUCAUCAAUGUGGAAAUGCCUACAAUUUGUAUGCAAGCACAAGUAUCUUACUGA
Ceutorhynchus assimilis (cabbage seed weevil) is the source of this 636-nucleotide messenger RNA. The record is from the annotation of a GenBank genome assembly. Lineage: Eukaryota; Metazoa; Arthropoda; Insecta; Coleoptera; Curculionidae.